AGAAUAGCGGCCGUUGCAUCCGAUUUGCGAGUGAGCUACGCUUUGUUGAUGACCAUCUUCAAAUGCUCUCCUAUGUCCAUGUCACUCGCAUCGUGAUCGAGCUCUGAGUGAGAGGUAAUUUCUGUUCUUCCGUGCCUUCUUCAGCCAUUUUCUCUACGUCUUUCGUCGACAUUUUUUCAAGAUGAUCUGACUCAUAACUAUCGUCUUCACUCUUCAGUCGGUUCGCCAGUGAUCAUGGACGGCGACGAAGAGUCUUGUCUACCUGCCAAUACAGUGGAACAUGCUUCACCGGAGCAUGAGGAGAGGAACAAGGAUCUGCAGGACAUGAUCAGUGAACUGCCGCAUGAAAUUCUUGUUUCCAUUUUGUCCCUUAUGACCUUCAAGGAAGCUGUGAGAACUAGCGUUCUUUCACGGAGAUGGAAAAAGUUGUGGAGUUACACAACGGGCAGCUUGGAUUUUGAAGAUUCGAAGGCAGAGCAAGACAUCUCGCAUAACACGAAAUCUUUGGGAGCAGGAAGGUUCAAGUUCAUUGGAUGGGUGAAUCGGAUGUUGAACUCGCAUCAAGGUUCAAGAAUUCGUGAGUUUAGGGUGCGUUUUGAUUUGAAUAAUCGCUCGAGGCGUUAUGUAGAUGAGUGGGUUGCAGUAGCGUUGGCAAAGAGAGUUCAGAACUUGAAGCUGGACUUUUUACCGUUUCUCAGAAAAUUUGACUCUCCACGUUACACAUUUCCCAGCAAGUUCAUUUUGCCAAGCGCCAAAUGCCGUUAUGACUUGUCUUGCCUGAGGUCUCUGGACCUGAAGUUCGUCAAUCUUACGGAUGAGAAUUUGGAUUGCAUCCUCACCAGUUGUCCUUUUCUUGAGGAGUUGGUUAUAGUAUGCUCGGAGCUUCUUUCACAUAUAAAAGUUAAAGGCUCCUCUCUUUCUCUGAAGCACUUGUUUAUACAUUGUAGUGACCUGACAACCUUUGAAGUUUCCGCCCCGAAUUUGGUGUCACUUGCUUAUCACAAUGCUUCAAAAGGAGGACCACAAGUUCUCAUCGAGAAUGCUCCUCUGCUAACUAGUGUUACUCUUGGUGCUCUUUAUGAUCCUGUUAGUAUUUAUCUACAUCCUCUUUGUAGCUCUUUGCCUCAACUGGAAGCUCUUCACUUACACAUGAAUCUCUUCAAGGUGGUUUUUGUGGUUCCUGUUCAGAUCUUGCUUCAAAGUUCUUUACGUUCUUGUAAUUAUAAUGUGCUGAUCUUUCAGGAUGGUCUAGAGAUACCACAAUUUCCUAUGUUAUUUAACCUUAGGUAUCUCACGUGGUUAGUUCAGACAUCUGAUACAGCAAGCCUUCUUGGUUUAACUUCUCUUAUAGAAGCAGCGCCAUUCUUGCAUCAUUUUGAACUCAAGUUGGAGUGGACAGAACCAUGGAGACGAAGGAAUGCAAAAAGGGUGAAUGCAACUCCGAAUCAAUAUCUCAAGGAGGUGAAAAUACUUGGCUUUAGGGGGUAUGCAAUUGAUUCCGAGAUCAUCUCAUAUCUGCUUGAAAGGGCCACAAUGCUUGAGGAGAUUGUUGUUGAUCCUCAUCCUCAUGCCUGUUUAACGGAAGGAACUUUCAUGGAGGAGAAACAGGCUGCAAGAAAAAAGGCUGAGCAGUUGAAACCCAAACUGCCUCAUGCAGCUAAAUUGAUAAUUUUGUGAUCGAUUAAGAUUGCGUUGUAUCAUGUUGUCCAUGUGGAUGGACUGUCCUCUACAAUCCAGUGACUGAAUGGGCUAUGGGUCCCAUAAAGUCUAAAAUUGUUUUCUUUAUACCAAAUCGGUCUUGUAAAAACCAUGUCUGUUUGCGCACUGUCUGGCAUCCCCCUCUAUUUGCUUGGGGACAUUUAACUUUUCAGAUGGUUGACAUACUGGUCUUCCUGAAGUUUCUUCUAGAUUCUGCACUUUUGCUGCGUGUUAAUUCUAUCACUGCAUAUGAAAUUUGGAAAUAUACAUGCUGUCAUUCUUCGUUU
Messenger RNA from Rhodamnia argentea, 1985 nucleotides. RefSeq names its product F-box protein At5g03100-like. NCBI's taxonomy places the organism in Eukaryota, Viridiplantae, Streptophyta, Magnoliopsida, Myrtales, Myrtaceae. Gene Ontology annotation, molecular function: protein binding. The record is from RefSeq and is a predicted model, not a curated record. Bases 235 to 1677 code for a protein of 480 amino acids. The transcript is spliced from 3 exons.